AUGGUUGAAAUAUAUAAUAAUAAUUCAUCAUCAAAUUUAUCUAAAACCAAUCAAUUAUUAGAAUCAUUAGCAAGUUUAAAAUUUACAGCAACAUCACCAACUUCAUCACCAAUAUCUCCAUCACCACUUUUAAUAUAUAGUACAAAUAAUAGUAAUAACAAUAGUAAUGUUAUUCAUAAAUGUAUAAAUAAUUAUCAAGAAUGUAAUAGUUUAGUUUGUACGAGUAAUUGUAAUAGUAAUAAUAAUAAUAAUAGUAAUAAUAAUAAUAAUAGUAAUAAUAAUAAUAAUAAUAAUAAUAAUAAUAAUAAUAAUAAUAAUAAUAAUAAUAAAAGUAAUAGUAUAAUUAUAAGUAGAAGAAGUAAUUUAAAUAAUAGUAUAAUGAAUAAUAUUGUUCAACGUGAAAAUAAAAAUAGUAUUAUUAAUUGUGAUGUGGAGAAUCCAUCUAAUAAUGAAGAUUUAGAGGAUUCAUUCGAUAGUCUUUGUAUAAGUGGAAAUAGUAAAAAGGUUUUAAAAAAGUUUUCAACGUAUUCACCUUCUCGUGAUAACACUAAAUCAAAAGUUUUUUCACCAAUACUUCAUAGAAGGGUUGUUAUAUCUUCUUCACCAUCAAAUUUAUCAAAUUUUAUGAAAUUAUAA
This is a messenger RNA of Dictyostelium discoideum AX4, 636 nucleotides long. RefSeq lists its product as hypothetical. The coding region runs from base 1 to 636 and encodes 211 amino acids. The record is from RefSeq and is a predicted model, not a curated record. Lineage: Eukaryota; Evosea; Eumycetozoa; Dictyosteliales; Dictyosteliaceae. The transcript has a single exon.